UCCGCCUGGACGGUAGCGGAAGAAGUGAAAGUAUAGCUUUUCUGGGUGAAGUGUUUCCUUGAGAGACGCGUUUCUGUUUUGAAAUACGUUUUUGAAGAAAAGUUGGAAGAAUAUUAUCAUAUUUUAUGUUAACGCUGUGUUCUAUGCAGUGUACUUUGGAUGAACGUGUGUGGAAGAUAAUUUGACGAUACGAUAUUACUUUAGGAAUAUCUAAAGUUUUUGUAACAUAGAUAUCCACAUACAGAUACAUCAUGUGCUGACAACAAUAGAAUAUUUCGAAAACCGAAAGAAAAUUAGAAAAAAAUAUAAAUCAUAAAUAGAAUUUUAUAAAACACACAUACACCAAAUCAUAUUAAAAAAGAUAAAUAAAUAAACCAGUGACAUUAACUUUGAAAGAAAGUAGAUAAAACGCCAGAAAGUAAAACACAAAAAAAAAAGAGAAAGGAAAAGAGAGAAAACAAAAGUUAACAAAAGAGAAAAUUGUGUAAGAAAGCAGGCUCAGUAUAAAUGCAACUGAAAGGCGAAAACUGAAGUCGCUGCCACCAUCAUGAAGGCGAAACACUGGUGGCAGGCAGUGGUGUUGUCAGUGUGGUGUUGGCAAGCGUGGUGUUUUGUCAGCGAAGGUGACAUUCCCAGCGGUCUGGAAGAUAG
Molecule: messenger RNA, 651 nt
Organism: Penaeus chinensis
Lineage: Eukaryota; Metazoa; Arthropoda; Malacostraca; Decapoda; Penaeidae
Source: RefSeq, a predicted model, not a curated record